GAAAUGUGUAUGCACGAAUACAACUCGCCCACUUAUGGCUGCGCACUUUGAUACAGCAUGUUGAUCUUAUGUCUGAGCGUCUACAUGAUGACCUGAUGCUCAUUUCAACAUCCAGUUCGCCUUCGAAACGUUGCGGUGACCAUGGCCGGUGAAGGUAGCCUCCACAAUGCCCCGAUCGUCCUAGACAACGGCAGCGGUACAAUCCGUGCUGGCUACGCGGGAAACGACCUACCAGCUGCAUAUUUUCCCUCAUGGGUUGGACGACCCAAGCAUGUUCGUGCGCUUGCCGGAGCGCUGGAAGGAGACGUGUUUAUUGGAGCUAAAGCACAAGAGUUGAGAGGCCUCCUCAAGAUCCGGUAUCCUCUCGAACACGGAAUUGUUACGGAUUGGGACGAUAUGGAAAAGAUAUGGAGAUAUGUCUUCGAACAAGAGCUGAAGGUCUUAAGUGAAGAGCAUCCUGUUCUUCUGACCGAGCCUCCGCUGAACCCAAGACAAAACCGGGAGACCGCCGCAGAGAUACUGUUCGAGCAGUUCAACGUGCCUGCGAUAUACAUGUCAAUUCAGGCAGUCCUGAGUCUGUAUGCGAGUGGUCGAACCACCGGUAUCGUGCUCGACUGUGGAGACGGUGUCAGUCACGCAGUGCCAGUAUACGAGGGAUUCGCAAUCCCCAGCAGCAUACGCAGGAUCGAUGUGGCCGGGAGAGAUGUCACUGAACACAUGCAGCUUCUGCUGCGCAAGAACGGUCAUGUUUUUCAUACCAGUGCAGAAAAGGAAAUUGUCAGAUUGAUGAAAGAAAAGACGGCAUAUGUUGCGCUCGAUCCUCGAAAAGAAGAGAAGGACUGGUCGCAAGGACUGUGGAAGAACGAGAAAAGGGACAUUGAAUAUGUGCUGCCCGAUGGCCAGAAGAUCAAGCUUGGAGCAGAGCGAUUUCGAGCACCAGAAAUCUUAUUUGAACCAGACCUGAUUGGGCUCGAAUAUCCUGGCGUGCACCAAAUGGUGGUGGACGCCAUCAACAGGACCGACAUGGACCUUCGAAAGAAUCUGUUUGGGAAUGUUGUUCUAAGUGGUGGCACGACAUUGUGCAAAGGGUUUCCAGAUCGACUCCUCUAUGAGAUGCAAAGACUGGCAGUCAAGGAUAUGCGCAUCAAAAUAUUCGCACCACCUGAACGAAAGUAUAGUACCUGGAUUGGAGGAAGCAUCCUAGCAGGACUGAGCACUUUCAGAAAGAUGUGGGUCAGUAUCGACGACUGGCAUGAGAAUCCAGACAUUAUACAUACGAAGUUUACCUAGUCUCGGACACAUGAUUGAGGUUCAAUUACGAGUCGAAACGAUAUGAUCGUACUCGCGGCGCUCAGACCGCCACUCAAGAGGAAGUUUCCCGGUGGUAGAUCCAGCGUUGACUAAACGACGCGACAGCAAGCCGGUCCUUUGUUGAGUUCUAUCCAAUGA
This is a messenger RNA of Exophiala viscosa, 1449 nucleotides long. RefSeq names its product actin-like protein. The transcript is spliced from 2 exons. The coding region runs from base 142 to 1290 and encodes 382 amino acids. The record is from RefSeq and is a predicted model, not a curated record. NCBI's taxonomy places the organism in Eukaryota, Fungi, Ascomycota, Eurotiomycetes, Chaetothyriales, Herpotrichiellaceae.